GACCCCACCCUUUAUUUCGCGUUAACCAAGGACAGACACAGCAGGGACAAAACAGCAUAUGAAUAACACAUCGAAAGCCAAUCCGUUGAGUCGUGGAAAACUUGUGUGAAAACGCAACAAACAAACAAACCAUAAGUCCACGGGUAACACUUGUAAGGGGUUACACAAAGAAUGGGCGUCAGUUAUCACUUGAAAGAGAGCCCAGAGACCUUGACUUUUUUUUUUCUUGGCGCAUCAUCUGAGCGCACAGCUCAUUCAGCGAGUGGCAGAGGAGGAACCAGCAGCAUGGAGUGUGCAGGGCGCAUUUCAAUCUUUGUGCGACUCUGAACACUGCGCACCCCGAAAAGCCAAGUAAGGUGCACUAAGGAGGAGAGGCGCGGAGUCAGAGGGUGUUUAAGAGUGAGCUAGAGGAAGAGAGGGAGGAGAGGAAAGUGUCGGACCAGGUGAUCGAGUGCGAACAAACCUCCACGGGGGCUGCCGGGUUCGAACACAGGAUCAGCGACCAUGGUGCCAGCACGCUGCCCGGGACUGGCCCUUCUUCUCCUCCUGGGGUGCACCGUGGCUUUGUGCCUCGGCCAGAACGACACGGAGCCCAUCGUGCUGGAGGGGAAGUGUCUCGUCGUGUGUGAUUCGAACCCUUCCUCGGACGGAGGCGUCACGUCCUCCCUCGGCAUCUCGGUGCGCUCGGCCGGGGCGAAAGUGGCUUUUUCGGCCGUGCGUGGAACCAACCACGAGCCGUCUGAGAUGAGCAACACCUCCAUGACCAUCUACUUUGACCAGGUUUUAGUGAACAUCGGCAACCAUUUCGACCUGAAAGCGAGUGUUUUCCAGGCUCCAAGAAGGGGGAUUUACAGUUUCAGUUUCCAUGUGGUAAAGGUCUACAACAGACAAACCAUACAGGUAAACCUGAUGCAAAAUGAUUACCCAGUCAUAUCAGCUUUUGCCGGGGACCAGGACGUGACAAGGGAGGCGGCUAGUAAUGGAGUAUUGCUGAUGGUGGAGCGAGAGGACCGUGUCUAUCUAAAGCUGGAGCGAGGCACCCUCAUGGGCGGUUGGAAAUAUUCCACCUUCUCAGGCUUUCUGGUCUUUCCUCUAUAAUUUGACCUUGGAUGUGACUCUGCUUGGAAUGACAAGAAAACGACAACAUGCAAUUUAUUUUGAACUCUUAGAACUUGUCAGCCAAGGAAGUCGUCGAAACGCCUGAAUAUUCUCGGCCCCUUUCAUCCGCCUCCUCUUCUCCCCCCUCCUCACAUCAGUCUAUAGUCCAAUACUGAAACUUUGGAGAUCAAAAUAUUCCCAUCCAUCAACUUGUACACAGCCGGGACGUCAUUUUGGUGUGUUUGGAAUUUUUUUGCUGGCUUGGGAAACUUUGCCAAAAAAGGAAGAGAACAUAACCCGGAAGAAGCGAUGAGUGCGUUAUGCUCGAUUUUAAGUUUUGUAUAGCCUUAAAGAAUAUAUGGUUUUCGUCCAAGUGAAAUAUAUGGAAUUAUGGACAAGCUGAGAGAAGUGCUUUCACGCCCAAAGCAGUCUUUUGCACGAAUGGAAGUUUUUUCUUUUUUUUUUUUACGUUUUGUGCUGUCGAUGGUGUUACGUUUGGAUGCUGAAAAAUAAGCCAAAUUCCGGGCUACGAGAAGAAGAGUUAUUUAUGAAAAGAAGAAGCCACUGGAAACCACUUGACUUGGAGAGCGCUUUUAUUGAGAGAAAAUAAGAAAAAAAAAAAGAAUCGAUUCUAUAAUUUUUGAUUAUUCACAUUAGUGUGUUUUACAUUGCGGAAUCUGCAUAUAGCUUUUGAUUGAUUCAAUGUUCAGUGACGUCGCUCACGAAAUGUAAAAUGUGGAAACAAUAGAAGAAUCCCUAUAUGUCCCGCUUAAUAAACUAUAUUGUAUUGUA
Corythoichthys intestinalis (scribbled pipefish) is the source of this 1890-nucleotide messenger RNA. RefSeq names its product cerebellin-2-like. Gene Ontology annotation, molecular function: protein binding. Gene Ontology annotation, biological process: maintenance of synapse structure. Bases 505 to 1098 code for a protein of 197 amino acids. The transcript is spliced from 4 exons. The record is from RefSeq and is a predicted model, not a curated record. Lineage: Eukaryota; Metazoa; Chordata; Actinopteri; Syngnathiformes; Syngnathidae. Gene Ontology annotation, cellular component: synapse.